UAAAAUUUUAUGAAAAAAAAACAUUUAAAAAAUUCUGAAACAAAAUCCACCGUUAAAAUUAUUUUCCAGUUUGUGUUAAAAUAGCCACAACUCAGCGGCUGUAAACAAAUUGAAAAAUUUUGUAACAAAUUUUUUUUCGACAUUCCAUAAUUAUGGAUGAUCAACAAAAACCAGGACCUUCGGGUCAGAAAUCUGGAAUGCCAGGAAAUUUCGACGAUAUCCUUCGUUAUUUUAAUAUUGUUCGUGAUGAUCACGAUGAAUCUGAAAUAGACGAAAAACCAUUCGAUGAUCAAUGGGAAAACGAUGGAUCUGGAUUUUUAUUCGAACCAAAUGAUGAUUUUAAUUUUAAUUUUAAUAGACCAGAAUUCGAUGCAAAUGAUGUUGCAGAAAUUGAUCGAUUACUUGCCAAUUAUAUGGAUAAUUCUGGUCUAAAUGAUGAUGAAAUAGAACUUCAAGAACAUGAAAUAUUUGUGAAUCCCAAUUUGUACAAACUCAAAUUUAAUGAAAAGAAAAUGUUUCGAUUAUUUCGAGAAAAUAUGCUCUACGAUCCAAUGGAUGAUAUAAUUGAAAAAAUCGAAUCAAAAAAACGUAAACAUUUGACCACCGAAGAUGAUAGUUGUUGUUCUGAUUCCGAUAAUGAUGAUGGCGAUGCUCAUUCUAAUUCAAUAAUUGGUGGUGAAUGUACAUCCGAAAUUAGUUUAUAUUCGGAUGAUGAUGAUAACAAUGAUUCAACUUAUAGAAGAAAAAAACACAAAACAACUGAACGUCUUGGCGGAACAACACCAUUGGAACAAGGCAGCAUUGACGCACCAUUGCCAUCAUCAUCGAAUACAAUGGCUAUUAGCCCAAAAAAAGAAGAUUCAAUCGAACCACAGCCAAUAUGUCGUAAACUAAGGCGACCAACAUUACGAAAAGAUUAUCUUUCAUCAUUACCACGUCAUGGAAAUGUAUUCAAUUUAAUUCGAUAUUCAUGUACAUCACGUAUUGCACAAGAUUUUCUUAAAACAUCCGAAGGUCGACAACAGGUAUUAGAUGCAAUACAAAAUUGUCGUAAUAUAUCCACUAUGAUCAUACCAGAAGAAGAGACGGCAAAACCUAGUAAAGUUUUACUCAUUUCACAGCAAAAUUUUAAAAAAUCUAAAAGUGCUAAUCAUAAGUUUCGAAAUUCUGGCUGGCAUCGACAAUUGAAUCAAGGUGUUAAAAUGGAAUCAUUUCUAUUCCAGACGAAUUUUCGAUUUCUGAAGAAAAAUCUAAAUCAAUCAUGGUUCAUCGAAGAAGACAAACCAAUCGAAAAGAAUACGGCUCCGAUUAAUUUCAUCAAUGAUCAUGGUUGUUUUAAAACCAUUCCAAUUGAAUUAUCUAUUCUUUGUGAUCGCAACGAACGACAGCGGAAAGAACUAAAGAAUGAAAUCGCUAAACAUUCGAUUAAAAUCGAACUAAAAGAUCUAUCUAAACAACGUUCAAAUUUUGAAGAAUCCAAAGCAAAAUUAUUGAAAAAAUUACAUGAACCACAUUCGGAUAUGGUUGAAAAAAUUGAAACAUCGAUCAUAUUGGAUGAGAAUUGGUUACGAAAUCAACAAAUGGUCGUUUUAAAACCGAAACCAUUAUCGACGAAAUCAAUAUCAACAGAUGCCAUUGAUAUUGAUGAAUUUAGAACAAUGCGUAUUAAGGAGCUCAAUGAUUCUGUAAAUAAGAUAUCUGGCGAUGAUCUAUGGAAGAAUUUCAUUGAAUUAGAUCGAAAAUGUAAAAAAAUGCAUGGAGAAUCACGACCCAAUGAUCCAUAUAAUUAUUUUCAAAUGUCCAAAAAUUUUCAUUACAUAUCAUCUGAUUCAAUUUGUAUGCCAAUCGUUAAACGUAUAAAACCUGAUAUAUUCGAUGAUGCAGAUGAUCUUAAACACUUAUGGAUACGAAUGAAAUCAUCAAAAGAAUUUCCAUCUGAACAUUUUCUUCGUCAAACGGAAAAAUUAAUUCAUGGUCGAACACAAAUGUUACGAUUAGAAUCAUCAUCACAAAGACCAGAUUAUAUACAGAUGCAUGGUAUGGCAGCUGUACUUGAAUCAAUGGCCGAUAAUCAACUACCGUUUAGUCCAUUUUUUUCCAUAAAUCAACAAUAGGAAAUCUACAAUUGGUUAUUGUUUCUGUCAAUAGAUGGUAGUACCUGUUUUGACAAUUUUAACUUUUUUUUAAAAUCAUCAUCAUCAUCACUGAACAUUAAUUGCUGGUGUUUAAAAAAAAUUG
Messenger RNA from Dermatophagoides farinae (American house dust mite), 2238 nucleotides. RefSeq lists its product as uncharacterized. The record is from RefSeq and is a predicted model, not a curated record. Lineage: Eukaryota; Metazoa; Arthropoda; Arachnida; Sarcoptiformes; Pyroglyphidae.